This is a messenger RNA of Drosophila melanogaster (fruit fly), 6640 nucleotides long. RefSeq lists its product as uncharacterized. The record is from RefSeq and is marked reviewed. Gene Ontology annotation, biological process: protein ubiquitination. The transcript is spliced from 9 exons. Lineage: Eukaryota; Metazoa; Arthropoda; Insecta; Diptera; Drosophilidae. The coding region runs from base 2314 to 5268 and encodes 984 amino acids.
UCAGUAGACAAUCUUUCCUCAUUUCGUUAACACACUCACAGCACCUUUAAGCGAACCAAUAAUAAUAUACAGAAGAAUUUCCCCAAAGCAACAAACAGCAACAGUAGCUAAAUGAAAUACCCAAAGAUAAAACGAAUAGAUAUAUAAAUACACAUAAAUUGUUUUCCAUUAUAAAAAGAGCUUGAAUAGAUCCGUGUGUUGUUCGCCGACUAAUAUAUUAACCAACUAUAUUUAAUCAAACCAUAUUAAAUUGAAUUAACUAAAUGUCAACGUGCGUGUCUAGUGCAAAAACCUAAAUUCUUCGUCCUGUUGUUGUGGCUGUCGUCUCCUGAAACUUUAAGCGAAAAUCUCAUUCGAUUGCUGUCUAUAGUAUAAACCAUCAGUUAUUUCAAUACAUGUGUUACAACAAAUUAAAUGAAUUAAAUAUAUAUAUAUAUAUAUAUAUAAAUAUAUGUGUAUAGUUCAAUAACGAAGUUAAAUAUUUUCAAAUCUAGCUUAAAGAGUGCUAUAAGCUAAUGUUUUUGUGUGUGUGUAAAGUGCAAUUGUUAAGCCAUAAUCAUUGAAAAGCACAUGUUUAACUGCAAAGCAAUCAAUAAUUCAAAUAACCUGUAGCUGCAAUAAUAAACAACAAUAUUCAGCAAUGAAAUCGACGAAUGGCUUCAGCAAGUGGCAUAAUUUAUGAAAACAAUACCUUCGUGAACCAUCGCAACCAGCACAAUCCCAUAUCAUUUUGCACACUGGCGUAGGCCAAGAAUCGGGCGGCGGAAAAGAAAAUGUUGCGAUUUCUCAAGAACCGCUAGACACGGCGUCCGCCCAGGCACCGUUAUCGUACCGCCCAUCUAUCUAAAUGUAUAUGCUUAGCUGUAUCUGUAUCCGUAUCUGUAUCUUCGUGUCAAGCUUAGCAUUAAAAUUGUAACAUUUGUGUAUAUUCAUAUGGAUUAGUCAUAAGUCCGGUUAUGCAUAAUAUUUUAUUCACAUGUUCCUUGCAGUGAAUCCGUCUCUGAAUCUAAGUUAAGAUAAUGCUGUGCAAUGAGCGAGUAAAAGCGAAAAGAAAAGUGGGAAAAUGUAGCAUUGUUACGAUGAUUAGCUGAUUUAUUCUAUGGGUGUAUUUUAGCAGCUGUUGUGCAUGUCUCAAAUUAAAAGAUAACCAGCUAGGGAGUAUUUGCCGCGGAACUAACUUCCAAGUAAAGAACAAAGAAAUCAAGGAGCUGCAGGAAAACAUAAGAAGAUCAAAAGAAAUUCAAAACAAAAUAAUAUGAUAUAUGUAUAUGUGUGAGUUUAGAAUUUAGAUGCUUUUUGAUACCCCAAACGGACAUUAGCUAGGCGAAUGGCAAAAUAUGCAUUGAAAAUUUUAUAGAAAACAACGCAAACUUAGGCAAAACAUACAUAUAUAUAUAUUUAAACCAAAUACUUUGUUUAAAUGGUCAUAAUCCCACAAGGAAAUCAAGCACAGCUCCAACUAAAACAUGUCGAUGGAUACACCCAGACAAUACGCCCAAAAGUAUGCAAUUUGAUUGUGCAGAUAGAAUAUUUUUUAAAUGUUUAUAAGCAGAGAUUGAACUAUUUGUAAAACAUAUUUUAAUAGACACCGAAAACCAAAGAACAAACUUUUUGAAACAUAUUUUUUAUAUACAAACAAGACGACGAAAAAGUUGAACACUGCGAAUAUGCACAAAACAUAUAUAUUUCGGAUAACCCUAGCCUAAGUUAAACAUUUGUACAAUUUUCAUUUCGGAUACAUACACAUACACAUACAUUUACUUUCGAUGGUUUCACGACAACUUAUUUUAGGCCUGGCAUACAAACAUUCGGUUAAAGCUUAAGCAAGUAAUCCAAAGUACAAUCAUUUAUGUCAAACGGGACAACACCACAGCACACCAGAUAUAUUGGGCAAGGAUAAUUCUGAUAAUUCUGAAAUAGAAAUACAAAGCGAUAAGGUUGAACAGUCGUUUUUACAGGGACAAACGAGAUCGAAACACUUUUUGCUAACAAUUUUUUAAAAUUCGUUUUACACACUCGCUUUAUAAGAUUGCUAGGCGAUUUCAGGAUAGACCGCUAAAAAUACAACAGCAGCAUAGUUUUCAAACUGAAGAGAAACGGUUAAUGGAAAAAAAAUUGAAAGGAAGAUAUUAAAGAUAUUUAAUAUUAAUUAUUUAGACUAAACUUGAGCUUAGGUCCGUCGACAAAACCACUCCAAAACCGAAUGUAAUACCCUGUACUUAGUGUGUAACUAGAGGUGAAGCUUCCCAAACCCGAACCCAAAACCCAAACCCGUAACCGUAUCCAAAUCCGAAGUCCCUCCCCUCGAUCAAGAUGUAUGCAGCUGCUGGUGGCGCCUCGCUGGCUUCGCGCCAGGCGCGGCAGCGCCAACGACAGCAGAAGAAGACGCAACAGCUCCAGGCGAAACUGCAUCCACCGAAGGCGGCCGGAUUGGCAUCCGAUCAUGCCGCCGAGGGCGCAUCCACGCCCACUCGCAGCCAGUCGCGCCAGUUCCAUCAGCUGCCCCAGAACUAUCUGCGUGCCCCGCAGCCGCAUGGACGGAAACUCAGCGCCACCUAUACGACGCAAUCGAAGCUCCUACUGCCAAUCGAGGAGGGUGACACGCAGUCGGUGUCGCAGCUGCGCAUGCACUCGCACGCUCAUUCCCAUGGCCACGCCUACGCGCACUCCCACUCCCAUUCCCAUGGACCCGCCCACGCCGCACCCGCUCCGCUUAGUCAUCAUGGGCAAACGCCCUACCAGCAGUUCGCCUCAUCCCACGGACGCGUCUCACCGAAACUGGUGCACCGGCACUCCGGCAGCAGCAGCAGUGCCGGCUUCCAUCCGGUCAUCUCUGCCGGACAGCUGCACAAAUCCGCAACGGCCACGCUGCCGCUGGUCUCGCAUAUGGAAGCGGAGGCGAUGGCGGUGUCGCCAUCGGCGGUGGCCGGCGUUAAAACGACAGUGACCUCGUUGGAGACAGCCACGCCCACGUCUCCGCCGCUGGCCAGCACAUCCGCUGCCGCUGCAGCCGCAAUGGCGGCCGAGGCGGAGGCAGAGUUAGCUGGCGCCGGCGCCAUGUUUGUUCCCCACCAUGAUGCCAUCAUUGUAACGCCGGCCACGCCCAUGGCCUCGCCCGGCCACGUGGCCAAGCUGCGGCGUCCCGGGCCCGAGGAGCUGCUCUUCGACUCCUCCGCCGAACGACAGCCGCUGACCGCCGACGAGACCCUGGACGACGAGGAUGAGCCAAUGCAUCCGCCGGCGCCGGGUCAGCUGGAGCGUAAGUGCAGCGUGUACAGGAUGCGCAGGAGCGACGCCUUCGAGCAGGACACUGGCGGCGCCAGUGGUGGUGUUGGUGGUGCAGGCAGUGGUCUCAAGCGGCAGCUAAGGGAGCUGCAGUUCAGCACCGGAGUCCAGCAGACGCAGUACGAACCACUGCUUGCCGAUGAACCGCAGCUGAUCUUCAAAGGAUUGGGGGUCAAUGGGCGCAAGAUGCAGAUAUGCGCCUACUGCGAGGAGGGCAUCUGCGUGUGCGAACACCUCGAGUGCGCCCAAGGACGUGCCGCCUGGUUGGAGCGGGGUCGACGCUGCAGCGUCCAGGAUCAGCAACAGCAGCAGGCCACCUGCCACCGACGCUGGGUGAAGCGCAACCGAAUCCAAGACGCCUCUUUGGGCGGCUCAUCGGACGAUGAGGAUUUCCUGGGCGUUCUGCGGGGUCCUAGCACCUUUGCGAAUGCCUUUCUCUACGUGGGCCUGGGCACGGUGGCACUGGGACUCGUCAUCGCGUUCGUUGGCACCGGCGAGAAGGGCUUCAAAACCACGGAACUAAGACUUAUAGGCCCCUCUCUCAUAGGAUUGGGCCUGAUCUGUUGCAUUUUACGCAUCCUCUUCUGCAUCUGUCCAUCGCACUGCAUUUCAUCUAGCAAAAAGACGCGGAAGAAAAACGGCAACAAGAUUGAUGCAGAUCACACGACAUCGUUGCUCAGAAACGAGAGCAAAAGAGUAUCUAUAGCGAGAGGUCCUAGUUUUCAGCCCAAAUAUCCCAUAGCGCACAAACGCAGCCAGAGCAAAAUGCUCAACGAGGGAAUGGAGGCACUGCGUCAGAUAGCCACCACAUCCUUGUUCAUGCAGAACGAGCAGAAGACGGCCAUCAAUCGCGUGGUGCCGAUCAUCAAUGAGCCGGAAAGCGGUGAUGCUCCACUGGAGAUGAAGAAGCUGCAGACGGCUCUGAAUGCCUGCGAGAUGAGUGACGAUGAGCAGGAUCAGGACCAGGAUCAGCAGAAGCAGCAGCAGCAGCAGCAGCAGCAGAUUGCCAAACGUACAACAGCCACAACUGCCGUUACGAGUAGUACCACCAAAGACCCAACAUCAACAGCAGCCACAUCGAGGAUAACGAGAGCCACUACCCUGAGCACGGUUGACGAAAAGCCGGACAGCAAGCUGGUGCGUCAGCGGGUGGCACUGCAGCAGCAACGCCAACAGCAACAGCAGCAGCAGCAGCAGGAUCAGCAACAUGUACCGAAGUCGCAGUCAUUGUCCUCCUCCUCCACGGUCAAAGAUUCGCUGGAGGUGGUGGAGGAGACAUCCCUGAUAGAUGCCAGCAACGAGACCACAACACCUGUUGCAACAACAGCCGCUUCAUCAAGUGCUCCCAUGCCCAGCAGUUGCAGUACGGGUGCGAUACCUCGGCUUAAUAGGCCGGGCAUCUCGACGGGAGCCACGCCCAAAACGACGACCACGACGACGACGCCCACCAUUACGGCACGGCUGCCCACGUCGCAGUCGCAUCCGACGAGCUAUGACCUGCCACCGGCCCUGCCGCACACCUAUUCCGCAACGGCGACGGUACGCGGACCACUGGGCAUGUCCAUGAGCAGCUCCACUUCCGGCAAGGGAAUGGGAACUGCCUUCACAUUGCCGCCCACCACGACAGCGAUUAGUCUGCUGCCGCUGCCGGCGCCUUCGACGGUGGCCACCGCCUCAUCCACCAGCACAACGAUAGCCAGUAUUCCCGGCCAGGUGCUGGACACAAGCGGAGUAACGAGUCUGAGUCUGAGCCUAAUGCGACCGGCCACCGCAUCCGGUGUGGUACUGAGCGGAUUGACCACCUCAUCGUUCACCACCGGCACGGAUCAUCAAAAAUCACAUCCGUCAUCCGCCGGUUCGGUGAUGGGGCGUGGCAGUAGCCUACUCCUUUCGCCUCCCACAGCGGCAGCGGCGUCGUCGUCCUCGUCGUCGAGCAAAUUCGAGCCAGAAUUGGUGCUCAGUCCGGCUAACCUUGGCCAGUAGAAUUAAAUGGGAUUUAGUUACGUUUUUAGUUAGCCACCAGGUCUAUAUAUAUGUAUAUGUCUAGGUUCUAGAAGCGCGUGUGCAUGUGCAACAGGAUGAGUGUCUGCGUGUGUGGUGAGCUGUGUGUGAGUGAUGGUGAAUGGUUAAGAUCGACUAGAGUUUAGAUACCUAUGUACCCUAAAACUAUCUUUUGAAUGUGCCACAGGAACCACUAAGAGAAACGAAUACACCCCUUAACUGAAUCUCUACCAAGAAGUCAUGUUCUGAAACAUAAAUCAAGUAAAUUAUAUUUAAAACAAAAGCUACAAUUAGGUACAUCAAUUGGCUAAACUUUAAUCAUCAAUCAAUAAGACUCUAUAAUUACCAAUCAGAACAUGUCGCUAUUAUUUCCAUUCAACUCCGCAACUCGCUUUCAGUGUCUAAUCGAGUAUAUUUCCCGAGGCUUAACUCCUCUAUUCUUCGCAAGCCACUUGAUUUCCCUGCCCAUCUUUUGGAUGUAUCAUCCAAUCUAUAGCUAACGAAUAUUUUCCCAACAUUCUAGAUCUGUGUGUCAGGCUUUAGGUGGCAUAUUAUACGCCCGUGCUCAGCAAAAUGUUGCCAACCUGCGCUGUUCGAAGCUAUCCCAAAUUGAAAACAAAAACUAAAAACAUAGCCAGGGUAUUAUAAAGUUUGUAUACCAAACAUAUCGUUAACUAAAUACACAAACGAACAAUUUAAAAAAGAAAACCAAUUAUAAUAUGAAACAAAGAAAGGUAAACUUGGAGCGUCGUCCUAAUUAAUAAAAACUAAUAUAAACAAACUAAAAACCCAAUUAGAUAUGUACGAAUAAAGUUUGGGGUAUAAAACUAAAUGGAAAGAAGCGCAAACAUUAGUAUCUGGUAAAUGUGCGGGUGUUUUCAAAAAAUACAAAUAAACCCAAACAGUUUAAAAAGUAUUAUGCAAUCGCUGGAGAGCUCUCCAAAACAUACAAAAUAAGAAUUCUCAAAUUCUGCGAAACUCUGUAAAGACUUUAAUUCGAUUCCAAAGCAAAACUGAAACUAUUCCCGAUAUUUGUAAUAUCUUUCCGUUUCGACAGCACUUUUUGAAGCUAUUGCUAAAUUUCAAAGAAUAUAAUUGCUUGCUGUUUCAACCCAAAGAAAAGUGAGCCGAGUAAUAAUUAAAACGAACAUAAAACCGAAUACAAUAGAAUCGAAUGUGGCCGUUAAAUUAUAAAAGAAGCGAAAAUAAUUAAAGGUAACAUCCCAGAAACUAAAUGUGUAAAAUGCAUGUACAGCAAACAAAGCAGCAGCAAGAUAUAGAAAAUAAUAAACAAACUUUAUGAAUUAGUAUGUAUGUAUACUAUAUGUGCAGAAAUAAAAAUGAAAUAUAUAAG